Bursaphelenchus xylophilus (pine wood nematode) is the source of this 1633-nucleotide messenger RNA. The record is from the annotation of a GenBank genome assembly. Lineage: Eukaryota; Metazoa; Nematoda; Chromadorea; Rhabditida; Aphelenchoididae.
AUGUCGUUCCAAAGUGUGCCUGUCCCCCGUCCAACUUCCCUCGAUGUAGGCAAUUGUAGGUAAUAAUAUCGCGUUACAUCUAAUCAAGAAAGAAUUUAGCUGCUGUUGAGGAACUGGGUCUGGUUUUUGGGUCGCAAAUGAUUUCGAUUCUUUACGAGAAAUUCGGUAAUUUUAGAUUUGCCGUUUCGUCUUAUGAGACUUGUUUCAGGUAAAAAAUCAGACGCAGAUUGUCAUGCUCGUAUUGUCCAAGUCCCUUUAUGGAUCGGCGAAUUGCUCUUUGGGCUGAUUGAUAAGCAAUGCGAAACGGUGGUAGAUUUUGAAAAACUGGGCGAGGAAAUGGAGUCGGCUCUCAUCGAUGAAAGUACCGUAAUGGAAGAGCAAGAAGAAGACGUGCAUAUUAUCAUGGCUAGAGCAUUUGUUGAAGCUGAAGUUGGCGUAAAACCAAAGCCAAAAAAGAAGGCUCGGCCAAUCCAAUGUCAUCAAGAAAAGGACAAAAGGUUGUGCUUGCUGGUCCAAAUGACCGAACUCUUUCCACAGUACGACAAAAAGGUCAUCAAGCAAGUGUUGGAAGAGAAAAAGUACGUUUUUAAUCCAUUUUUAGUGUCGAUAUUUUUCCUGACAAUAUUAAUUAUUUAAACUUCAGCUACGAUUGUGAGCUUGUUGUGGAUGAAUUGGCAAUUGGAUCAACCGUAGGUGAUAGGAAAGCAGGGGAACCUCAUACUCAGAGAGCCCCGAUAAUAAUUCAAUCGGAAGCCGUCCCCAGAUCCAGCUCCACGUCUGCUUUGAGCAUCAUGACUGAUUCCUCGGUAAGACUGGAGUGGAUCCGUUUUUUCUUUUCAAAACCAUGUGAACUACUAAUUUCUAAAUUUAUUUCAGGGUUUGAGUACCAAUAGUUCUUCUUCUUCAUCUUCCACUACACCGGCAGGACAACUAACUGCAGUUGAUUAUUAUGAGAAGGCCGCGCAUUACAGAAAAUUGGCCGCAGGCUUGCCCUCAAAGUUUGAUCCAGCAUAUCCUCAGUAUUUGCGCUUGGCUCGUGAGUGUUCGCAGAAUGCUAAGAGACUGCAAGAAGAGGAAGAGAACGACGUCGCUUUACAUGUUACUGAUGUUCUUGAUUUGCACGGAUUUGAGGUAGCGAGAGCCGUGAAAAUCUUGGAUAAGGCUAUAAAGACAUUGAAAGGUAAAAUUUCUAUUUGUUAAAUUAAGGUAAUUAUUAUCAGAAAAGCAUCCGUAUCAACGGUACUUGGAAGUAAUCACAGGAAAAGGCAACAGAAAUGCAAAGAACAAGUCGCCUUUGCGUGAUGGAAUUCAACUAUGGUUAGAACAAAAACAGAUUCUGUAAGCGUUAUUCAGCGUUCAGUGUAUUGAAUGCUACUGAAACUAGGGCAGUUAAAUUGAAGUCAAUUCGGGCAUCAUUUUUUUCGUCCUAAAGUCUUGUUGCGUCACGCGCUUUGAGGGCAUAACUUUUCUCCCCAAAAAUUCUGUCGAAAUUUUUGUAAGAGGAAAUAAUUUAUCAUCAAACGCCAUAACUAACUUUACAAGUUGAAAUGAAGUUAUUUAGACAUAUAAAUUUAGAUAUUCCCAAGAUUCCCGGAACCUUGGCUCAUUCAAGGUGAACCUGUGCCGCCUUUGA